Molecule: messenger RNA, 1845 nt
Organism: Penicillium subrubescens
Lineage: Eukaryota; Fungi; Ascomycota; Eurotiomycetes; Eurotiales; Aspergillaceae
Product: putative MFS transporter
Exons: 7
Coding region: 202-1659 (485 amino acids)
Biological process (GO): transmembrane transport
Molecular function (GO): transmembrane transporter activity
Source: RefSeq, a predicted model, not a curated record
CCGAUACAUACUACACUUUCUCUUUAUUCCUUUGCUUUUUUAUUUCUCCUCACCCCCUUCUAGUAUCUUCCUCUACCCCCUUGGCUCACCUCCCCCCUUGCCGGUUACCUCCCACGCAAAACCUGCACGACAUUGCCCCUUGUGCAGUGCCAUUGUAUAUCGGAGAAUUCGUGCUGAUCACGGUUAAUCUCGCGGAUCGUCAUGGAGAAACCCACGACUAUCGAUAACAUGCGCGAAGUUGAGAUUGAGAUUGACGGGGCGAGUAGCAGUCCUUCGCUCUCGCAAUCGCAGGAAAUGGCACCAGAUCGCGAAUUGAAGAAUGCUGAUCCGUCGGAUAUGAAGAAUCCGCAGAAUUGGAGUCGGACGCGCAAGACUUUGCUGUUUGUGUCGUUGAUGGGGAGUUCGUUAUUGGCUGAUGGAGCGAUGGUCUGGGGUGGCACACUCGUUACGCCGCAGGCAAUGGAAUGGGGUAUAAGUAUCACGCACUCGGCAACGAGUAUGAACUACGGCAUUCUGCUACAAGGUUUUGGUGGCAUGUUUGCAGUUCCACUAAUUGAAGCCUAUGGUCGAUUCCCCGUUUGGAUCUGGCCACAGGUUAUCACCAUGUUCAUGGUCCUGGGUGCGACCCUCUCCCACGACUGGUCUACCUUCACAGCCUUCCGCUCGCUACAGGGUCUCUUCGGCACAGUCCCGCAAGUCAUCGGUCUACCUAUCAUUCACGAUAUGUACAGCCCAGAAGAAUGGCCUCGCAUGAUCAAUAUCUGGGGCACGACAUUCAUGGUCGGCCCUUUCCUUGGUCCCGCACUCGCUGGUUAUAUCGGCGCAGGCACAAACUGGCGCGACUCCUUUGGCGUGCUUACAGCUAUCUACGGCUUAUCCACAUUAACGGUUCUCGUCUUUGGUGCUGAAACUUAUUAUAACCCCGGUAAAGCGCCUACUUCGCGCGUUGGUUCGUAUUUUGGCUUUGGAAAUACCAAGAUGCCUAAGGGCUCGACCUUGUGGCACUGGUGCAAGGUUAUGGUGCUCUAUGUGUUCAAGUUCCCGUUGUUGAUGACGGGUAUUGCUAUUUUGGUGACGUUUACUUGGCCGAUUGGAAUCACAACCACAAUCGACAGCUUCCUCCACAGCCCACCAUAUAACUUCGACACAAUCGAAGCAUCAUCCAUGCGUUUCGCCGGUGUUAUCGGUGCCCUCGGCGGCUGGCUCGUCGGCUUCAUCUUCAACGACUGGAUCUUCAAACGCCACCGCACAAACUGGCAGACCGAAUACCGUCUCCACGGCGUCUGGUUCCCCCUCGCCAGCAUGGUCUGCGGCCUGCUUACGUACGGUCUAACCAUGAACUUUGGCAAGCACUGGAUUGGUAUUGCCUUUGGUUGGAUUAUGGUUAAUAUCGGUAUGGUGGGGACUGUUGUCGCCGUAACAGCCUACGCCCUCGAAAAAUACCCCGACCAAUCCACCGUCGUCUCCGCCAUCCUAAACAUGUGGCGUACCUGCGGCGGUUUCGCAGUUGGAUAUUUCCAGCCUGCGUGGAUUGCUCGGAAUGGACUUGGGUUGGUAUUUGGUAUCCAGGCUAUUGUUGUGAGUGUGUCGGUUGUGUUGUGUAUUGUGCCGGUUUUGAUUAGGGAGAGGAGGAAGAGUGUUGCUGUUACUGCGGCUUAAGAUGGAGGAUUGUAGAUAGGAACGAGGGUCAUGUGGUGUUCUUUUGUAUAUGUUGACGAGCUGGGCUUUUGCUGGUUGGAGGCUUUGUGGAUCUUUUUUUCUUCUUUUUUUCUCAAGUGUAUUUUUUCGAGGCUGGACAUGUCGUAUAUAUUUUGAAUCGGAUUUAUUACUUUCUAUCAUACAAAA